AUGACAUCAACUGAGAAUGCCGGGCCGGCCAACGUUGCUUCAUCCACAUCGUGCCUUAUGAUAUUACCAACGCUACGCUACCUUUUCCAAAAUUACACCCUCUUUUUCGUUGUUGCCGAAUCAUAUCCCGGUUUCUUUUUCUCUUUCACUCUGGCAUUGCCGGCGGCCCUCAUGGAUCGGAGACUCAGCAGAGACUCGUCGUUGCAGAAGAAAGCAUUGGAGAAUCGAUGCAAAGCUGAAGCCGACCAGCAACAUGUUCCCGACCUCACUGAUUUCAUCAACGACAUGUUCUUCGGAACUGUCGAUAAUGACAAGAAAGCUCAUUAUAAUUUAACUGGUAAGUCUACGGAUGAAGAAGACGAAGAUUUUGAUUCUAGCACAAGGAGUAAUAGCAGCAAGCUAACUCAGGAAUGGCUGGAAGAAGCUAGGCGCAUGAUGGCUUCAUCUCCUUCUCGGAGUGACUCGCCUUCUCGCCUUGUUGGUUCACCUAAGUUCGCCGCCGCUCAACCGGGGCGGCUUUCCCUGUCAUCAUCUUUUGAACGCCGUGACCCUCUCUCCAGGUCUGCUAGAAGGAACAGGCAGUUGGAAGGAUUCAGUGAAGAGAUUCUAACGAAAUCAGCAAAACACAGCCGCAACAAAUCAGAAACACCAGACACGGUGAACUCUCCUAGUCCUACUGAUAAUAUAUCCACAGCCGAAGCUGUUCAUAAAUGGUUCUCCAACAUCCUUAAACCCACCAAUCAUACACCACCGUCUAGUGCACCACCUUCCCCGACAAGAAAUGAUCUAACCUCUAGUUUGCCACCUAGGCAAUCAACCUUCCGCAGGUCACGAUUCCAAGCAGACCCAUCUGCCCGAGUCCCAGUCCCCUCCUCUACAACUCUCAAAACUCAACUUUCUUUGCAAGACACCCAGUUGCUUUCUCCUCCGAAAAAACUGGUUGAAUCGACUCACAGGAGGUCAAUAUCGUCUUCCACAUGCUUCUUUGAGCAGAAUAAGCCUCUUUCACCACCAAGGAACUUGGUGGAGUCUGCUCAGAGGAGGUCUAUAUCUAAGUCGACGUGUUCAUUAGAGAAAAUUGCACCAAGGAAGAGUAAUGCAAAUGGGUGGUCCAAGGAAGAUGAUGGAACUCGAGAAAUUAGCCUUAAUAAAUUUCUAAAAGAUCAGAGAAGUAAGUUCGAGAUGAUAUUGAAUGGAGAGGUUGGAUCCAAGGCCAAGAUCGUCCUGUCAGGACCUUCUAACAGUACGAGUUCAAUGGUGGCAGCUAUAUGCUAUGCAUGGCUAUUAGAUAACAGAGGUAAGAAGAGUAAAGGAGGAGAAGAAGAAGGGUGCAUUGUGGUGCCAGUGAUGAAUGUUAAAAGGGAAAGAAUGUGGAAACAUAGGCAGGCGGCUUGGCUCUUUCACCAUGUUGGCCUUGAUGCUACCUCACUUCUCUUUGCCGAGGAGGUGGAUGUGGAGACUCUAAUGAUGGCUGGCCAGUUAAGCAUCCUUGUAGUUGGCCAAGAUAUUCUCAAAACAAAUGGAGAGGUUGGAUCUCAAUGCACAAUUCUAACAGAUAAUUAUUGUGAAGAUGCAUAUGAACUACUGCAAACCCCUAUGCUGAAAAAGCUUUUGCUUUCUGGCAUUCUAUUAGACACACAAAAUCUGAAUGUGUAUGCUAAACUGUCCAUGGCUAGAGAUGCAGAGGCAGUUCAACUACUUCUGGUCGGCUCGGUCCCGAAUUAUCGAAAUGCUCUUUACGAUCAAUUAAUGCAAGAUGAAAGGGACAAUUCGUUCAUUGAAGUAUUGCAACAUACCUAUGGAAAGCCCUCUAAUGAUGGUGUUGAUGAUACUGUUUAUACGAUGUCGGAGACGAAAUCACCGUCUAUUUCACGUCGUGAAGCUUCUGCAACACAUUCUGAUAAGACUUCUAAUGAUUCAAGGAGUGCAAAAGUUAACAAGUCUCCUUCAAAACCAGCAAAACCUGGUGCAGUACCAGUGAAAGGUGGAACAGAUUCAAUAGCAGAAGCAUCUCGUGGAAAGAACAAGUUUUUUCUGGCAAAAUGGUUUGGUUUUGGAUCAAAAUGAAUUGAAAAUGGAAAUCGUCUUCAUCUUUUUGGCCUGAAUUUCCAAUCAUCCAAACUUAUUCUUCUUCUUAGGUAUUAUUCUUUGGCUGGCUUUACAUUUUUGAGUGGUAGAGUACCAUAAAUUAAGAAUGUAUUGAGGAAAAUAUGACAUGUGGUAUCUAGAUUUUUUUUAAAUAU
This is a messenger RNA of Gossypium raimondii (Peruvian cotton), 2243 nucleotides long. RefSeq lists its product as uncharacterized. Gene Ontology annotation, cellular component: cytoplasm. The record is from RefSeq and is a predicted model, not a curated record. The transcript has 9 exons. Gene Ontology annotation, molecular function: exopolyphosphatase activity. The coding region runs from base 1 to 2067 and encodes 688 amino acids. Lineage: Eukaryota; Viridiplantae; Streptophyta; Magnoliopsida; Malvales; Malvaceae.